UCUAUUGCGUCGUCUAUAACCUCUGAUAUGUCGAUGCCGUCGCCAUCCGAUUUCCAGUUGCGCAGGCGAAGAGCUGCUAAAUUGACACAUUUCUUCGGCGUGGAUUAUCGUGAACUUAUUCAUGAUAUUCUGGAAAGCAUCGAGAAGGGCGUGGAAGAGGAAAGGAAGAGAGGGACGCUUCGGCCCGAGGAAGUUGAAUCUUUGCUGCAUAAGCUUCAUGACCUUCGGACAAGACAGGAUGGUUUCUUAUAA
Messenger RNA from Suillus clintonianus, 252 nucleotides. RefSeq lists its product as uncharacterized. The record is from RefSeq and is a predicted model, not a curated record. The annotation marks the transcript as partial. Lineage: Eukaryota; Fungi; Basidiomycota; Agaricomycetes; Boletales; Suillaceae. The transcript is spliced from 2 exons.